GACCUUAUGAAAAAGUGGAUUUUUAUGCAGGAAAAUUUAAAAGAUUGUUAAAGAAAGUCAAUUCUUCAAGUGCUUUAUCAGAUAAAUAUACUGUAAGACUUUUUCUUAAUAGAUUAAGGAAGAAUAUCGUUCCUCUUGUAGCAUUUAAUCAUCCCAAAAAUAUAGAAGAAGCUAUUGAUGCAGCUAAACAAGUUAAAAGUGAUCAACAAGAUGAUGAACUAGAACAAGUUUUGGAUGAUUAUGAGGAAAAGGAACUUAGCGAAAUUGAAGCGUAUAUGGCAAACAGUCAAGAAGAAUAUGAGUUGGAAACUGACCUUCUACCUCUUGACUACAACCCCUGGAAUGAAGAAAAUCAU
Funneliformis caledonium is the source of this 356-nucleotide messenger RNA. The record is from the annotation of a GenBank genome assembly. Lineage: Eukaryota; Fungi; Glomeromycota; Glomeromycetes; Glomerales; Glomeraceae.